AUGAUACCAAAAUUGCCUUCUGAUGAUGAAAAUCCUCUUAAUAUUCAAAAGAGAAUUGAUGACUCUGAUGAUUAUGAAGAGGAUGUAUCAUCAGAAUACGAGUUUUCCGAAAUUCAAUUUCUUGAUUCAUCAAUUGAAUUGAUAAAUCAAGAUGAACUUGCUGAAGUCAUCAAGUUGGCUAAAAACAAAAACAUUCUUCCAGCUUUUACUGAAUCAAGUCAACAAUAUUUAUUAUCAUUAUUACAACAGGAAGCAUGUUACGGAGAAUAUGCAUAUCAGUUACUAAAACUGUAUCAAAGAGCCAAAAUCAUCUCAAGUUUAAACUGUAUUGAAGAAAUUUGCAAAUCCGAAAAAUUUAGUAAUCCAGAAAUCAAAUUUAUUAAUCAUUACUGCGGUAACAGAGUCUCUAAACUCAUUUGCAACGAAAAUUUUAUAUCAAAACUAUUAAAUAAUUUAGAUAUAUAUCCUUCAAAGGAUGAAUACAUAUUUGAACUGCUUAAUAACAUUAUACGAUUUGCAAUCACACAAUUCAAACCAUUUUUGCCAGUUCUUGAAGAAAAAACUUUAAUUUCACCAAAAUAUUUUAAUCAGUUUCUUGAUGCAAUUGGACAUUAUGCUAUCAAAACUGCAGAUGAUGUUUUGGCUCUUUUUCAGUCCAAUUUUUUGAAGAAAUUAUGA
Molecule: messenger RNA, 678 nt
Organism: Trichomonas vaginalis G3
Lineage: Eukaryota; Parabasalia; Trichomonadida; Trichomonadidae
Exons: 1
Coding region: 1-678 (225 amino acids)
Source: RefSeq, a predicted model, not a curated record